Molecule: messenger RNA, 1249 nt
Organism: Hyposmocoma kahamanoa
Lineage: Eukaryota; Metazoa; Arthropoda; Insecta; Lepidoptera; Cosmopterigidae
Product: chymotrypsin-2-like
Exons: 4
Coding region: 16-849 (277 amino acids)
Biological process (GO): proteolysis
Molecular function (GO): serine-type endopeptidase activity
Source: RefSeq, a predicted model, not a curated record
AAGCAGACGGCGAAAAUGGCGACUAAAGCUUUGGUUGUAUUCUUGGCAUUCCUUGUCGGCUCUCUUGCCGUACCAGCACCGGACCAAUCGGUCCUCUUCGAACAUGUGGACAUUAACGCCCGCAUCGUCGGCGGCUCCCCGGCAGCUCAAGGCAGCGUGCCUUACAUGGUAGCCCUAACCCAGGGCACCGUAGUAAGGAGCUUGGUAUGCGGUGGUUCCAUCCUCACCCCCCGCACGGUUCUUACUGCCGCUCAUUGUAUCGCCGCUGUCUUCUCUUGGGGAUCACUCUCCAGUUCGCUCCGAGGUGUAGUUGGUACAAACAGCUUCGGUUCAGGAGGUACCCAAUAUGCGUUCGCUCGCAAUGUAACGCACGCGAACUACGUCAGCCAAACGAUCAAGAACGACAUCGGGUUGCUGAUUACCACCACUGACAUCGAGUAUUCCGAAGUGGUGCAGCCUAUAAAACAGGCUUUUGAUUUCGCUCCAGCUGGUGUGGUCAGCAGAGCCGCUGGAUGGGGUCGGAUUGCCGCCGGUGGUGCCAUAUCCCAAAACCUCCUAGAGCUGCACCCGGAAACGAUCGACGGCGACGUGUGCGUCACCCAAGUAGCAACUAUUGGUCCAUCCCUCGGCUUCAGACCGCCUCCUGUCGAGCCCCAUAUCGAGAUCUGUACCUUCCACUCUGCCGGACGCGGCAUGUGCAACGGUGAUUCUGGCAGUGCUCUAGUCCGUGUGGAUCGUGGAGAACAGAUCGGAAUUGUCUCUUGGGGUAUUCCCUGCGCCCGUGGUGCCCCCGACAUGUUCGUACGUGUCAGCGCUUAUGAGUCCUGGCUGGAACAGAACACCGUCUGAACACCAAACUGAUCCAUCAAAGUUGUCCAACGCAAACUAUACAGAAUUAUUUCUAAAAUACUAAUAACCUCGCAGUACUGUAUGACAACAUCAUCAAUAACAAUUGUUGUUCCAUGGCUUUUAAUAAAUCAGAUUUUACUUUCGUACAAAAAUAAAAAUAUGCAUUGAAUAGAUCGCUUUAAGCAGUCACAACUGCGGUACGAUGCAAAACACAGGAGCGGGGGUGGGAGUUGUUAGGGAGGACCCUUGCACAUUUGAACUUACAACAUUACUACCAAAUGCAAAUCUAAAAACUGUCAGGUAAUAUAACAAAAACUUAAAAAGUUUAUUUCUUAUGCAUAACUUUCCUAUCGAGACAGCUGUAAUAAUUAACGUAACAAGCUGAACGAAUACUUAUUGC